Molecule: messenger RNA, 1089 nt
Organism: Colletotrichum destructivum
Lineage: Eukaryota; Fungi; Ascomycota; Sordariomycetes; Glomerellales; Glomerellaceae
Product: Putative TauD/TfdA-like domain, taurine dioxygenase TauD-like superfamily
Exons: 4
Coding region: 1-1089 (362 amino acids)
Cellular component (GO): cytoplasm
Molecular function (GO): 2-oxoglutarate-dependent dioxygenase activity
Source: RefSeq, a predicted model, not a curated record
AUGGCAACAGACGUGUGCACUACAACGACAGAAGCUCAGAAGCUGCAGCUUCGUGGCGAGACUUCGAUCAACUAUGAAGAAGAAAAGUAUCAAUAUGAAAACUACUUGCCGCACUUCGUCCCCGGCCUCCAAUCCCCUCUCAAAGAGUUCAGUCACGUCGAUGUCGGACUAAGGGCAGACCCUGAGAAGACGUUCCUGCUGAAAGCUCCAGGAGUGACCCACGAAGAGAUCACGCCGGCAAUCGGGACAGAAAUCCAUGGAGUUCAGCUCAGUCAACUGGACUCGGCGCAGCUGGAUGAAAUGGCGCUCCUGGCAGCAGAACGCGGAGUGGUCCUGUUUCGAGACCAAGAUUUUGCCGACAUUGGCCCCGAACGUCAGAAACGCUAUGGGGAGCAUUUUGGACCUCUUCACGUUCAUCAGAUGGGUGGUCAGAUAAAGGACUAUCCCGAACUGCUUCCAGUAUAUCGGGACUUUACAGCCGGCGCUGUUGACAACGAAAUCAAGGAUAAUGUGACCAGCGUGAAGUGGCAUAGCGACAUGAGUUAUGAGAUCAAUGGAAUGGGAACCACGACAUUUCUCGCGUUGAAUACACCCCCCUCUGGAGGUGACACCUUGUAUCUUUCCACAACGGCCGCAUACUAUGCCCUAUCCGAUACUUAUCGUACGUUGCUUCACGGCUUGAAAUCUGUUCACUCCGGCUUCUCGCAGGCUGCGGUGCACGAUCAUAGACAGCGGUACAUCAGGGACCCCAUUGAGACCGUCCAUCCCAUCGUCCGCAUCCACCCCGUCACCAAAAGGUUGUCCUUGUACAUCAACCGGCUAUACACCAAGAGGGUCGUGGGAAUGAAGCAGGAAGAAAGCGCUUCGUUGUUGGGGUUCUUGUUUGACCACAUCGAGAGGGGGCAGGACUGGCAUCUGCGAGUGCACUGGAAACAGGGAACGGUCGUGGUGUACGACAACAGGAACACGCAGCACUCCGCGCUGAGGGACUUUCGAGUUGACGAGGGAAUCACGCGGAGGCACAUGCUUAGGAUCACGCCGCAGGCCGAGAGGCCAUACUUCGAGGAUCUAGGGCGCCUGAAUUCAUGA